AUGGAUGAUAUAGACUGGAACUCAUAUAUAACAUUUCCUAAUAACACUGGUUUGAAUAAUUUUAGUCAUAUGAAUCUCACGUCGUCUUCUGGAUCCUCUAAUGAUAAUUUUGGCGAUAUGGAUCUUGCUUCACCUUCUGAACCUUCUAAUAAUUUUGCUGAUAUGAAUCUCCAACCAUUUUCUGAAUCCUCUGAUGAUGAAUUUGACGAUAUGAAUUCCGUAUUAUUUGCUGGGCCUUGUAAUAAAUUUGACGAUAUGAGUCUCCAACCACCUUCCGAAUUAUCUAACGAUUAUUUUGAGGAUAUGAAUCGUCUACCUCUUUUUAGAUAUGAAAAUAAUAACCUAGUUAAUACAAGACUCUCUUUAUCACUUUCUGAAUCCUCUAAUAGUUGCUCACUUUCUAUACAUGGAAAUACCUCAUUUAGUAACCAUAAUAGUGAUUUUGUUAAUACUAAUAUAAGUUUUUCUGAAUAUAAUGAUAAUUUAGAGGAUUCAA
This is a messenger RNA of Scutellospora calospora, 496 nucleotides long. The record is from the annotation of a GenBank genome assembly. NCBI's taxonomy places the organism in Eukaryota, Fungi, Glomeromycota, Glomeromycetes, Diversisporales, Gigasporaceae.